UUCGUUAUUGUUUACGUACGUCAUGUCGUAGCAUGCCCCUUUUAAUUUAAUAUUUUGUUUACAGGAUACGGCUAUUUUUAAAUUAGGCGAAAUUGCCGUAAAUGCUGUAAUUUAGGUGGGAAAUUGGGCAGUUUUUCGUGUGCGAGGAGGGAAAUGGCCACGCUCGAGGAUAAGAUACUCGGGGAUAAACUGCAUAAUUAUUGCAGUAGCAGCGAGGGGAGCGAUAACGAGGGCUCGGGGGAUGAGGCUAAGGGGAACCAGGGGGCUGUGGAGGAGGCUAAGGGCCUCCCGGAGGCUAGUAAGUGGGAGGGAACCUCCACCAAUACCGGACCAAAGGGGGUCAUCGAAGACUGGCGAAAAUUCAAACAACUGGAAAACGAAAAGCGCCAAGAAAACGAGCGGGAAACCAUCGAACUGGCCAAGAAACUCACGAUGACCGUGCGUACCGCCCUGGACGAAGAGCGGGAGAGGGCCGCCCUCGAAGACCCCGAACUGGCCGAACUGUUAAACGACGACUUCCUACUCACUUACCAGAAGCAACGGAUGCAAGAGCUGAUGCACCAGGCCAAUCUGAAGAAGAAAUUCGGGCAAAUAGCGUUUUUGCGAACGGGUCAAGAGUUCUUGGACUCAAUAGACAAAGAAGACAAAACAGUGACGAUCAUUGUCCACGUCUACGAGGACCACGUGGAACCCUGCAGGAUCCUCAACGAAUGCCUGAAAAAACUCUCGAAAAUUUACGAGACGGUGAAGUUCGGGGCCAUAAUCGCCUCCACGGCUGGAGUGAGUAAAAAGUUCAAAUCCGACGGGGUGCCCGCGUUACUCGUUUACAAAUCCGGGAAUUUAAUCGGGAACUUUGUGCGUCUCACUGAUGAUCUGGGGGAGAGGUUCGAAGUGGAGGACGUGCAGAACUUUCUGGUCGAACACGGACUUUUGGAGGACAAAAGUUUGACCCCUGCAUUGGUCAAGAGUUCGGCUGCGGAUGAGUCCGAUGAUAGCGAUUGAAGGUUUUCUUUGGUGUCGUUAUAUUAGGCUCAGUUUUGAUUAACUUCUUGGGUCUCAUAUAAGGCAUAGAUUCGAGCUUCUAAAUGUGAUGAGCUAACACUAAUCUGGGCUGCACGGUUCUCCGUUUCGUUUCUUUUUAUUUCACUUUCAGUAUUAUUAGGGGUUAUUUUUCAUGACUAUCGUCACUGCCUUCAAGAGUAGUGAUUUUUUAUGAUAUUUCUUCAAUAAUAAUAACCUAAACGUGCAAUAUUUAGGUCUGUCUUGUACCUGGUAUAGUACUGUCCGAAAUGUAUACCCCUGUACAUAGUGAUAAGUUAGACAACCUUUCUUAGAUUUAAGUAACGAAAGAGGCUACUUACUGUGUCUUUUGUCUCCUAAUACAUGAAAAAGACUGUCCGAGCUUAGCGUCUCUAAAUGUCUCUUGUAAGCUGUCGUUUUUACACUGUAUGUAUAUCUUUUGUAAAUCUAUCUCUAUAAGUAAAUAAAUGAAGGAAAAAGAG
Anthonomus grandis grandis is the source of this 1502-nucleotide messenger RNA. RefSeq names its product phosducin-like protein. The record is from RefSeq and is a predicted model, not a curated record. NCBI's taxonomy places the organism in Eukaryota, Metazoa, Arthropoda, Insecta, Coleoptera, Curculionidae. Bases 154 to 1002 code for a protein of 282 amino acids. Gene Ontology annotation, biological process: regulation of G protein-coupled receptor signaling pathway. The transcript is spliced from 3 exons.